AUGAUGUCCCACCUGCUCCUCGCACUCUUCCUCGUCCCGGCGGUUGCCGACGACGACUGCACGCAAGCCUAUAAUUAUUUCUAUUGCGACUACAACACGGUCAUGUACGGCUCCGACUGCAAGUACAGCACGGACGGUGGUGCGACCGAAUACGACAUCGCCGUGUGCGACGGCGCGGACCCAGGAGACUAUUUUUACGCCGACUGCGGGUGUACGUACGAAGACUGCUCCGACGACGACGACGACGACGACGACGACGACUGCACGAUGGCGUAUAAUUGGUUCUACUGCGAGGGCGACACGGUCAUGUACGGAUCGGACUGCACGUCGUGCGACUCGUGCACGCCGUCCAGCGUGCUCUCCGAUAGCUACGGGUACACGUGCGACAGCAGCGCGGGAACGUACUCGGCGCCCGGGGUAGACGGGUAUUGCAUCACC
Aureococcus anophagefferens is the source of this 438-nucleotide messenger RNA. RefSeq lists its product as hypothetical. The record is from RefSeq and is a predicted model, not a curated record. Lineage: Eukaryota; Pelagophyceae; Pelagomonadales; Pelagomonadaceae. The transcript is spliced from 2 exons. The annotation marks the transcript as partial.